AUGCCUCACCCUCUUACCAUUGCAAGCAAACAAUAUGAUCAGAGUUGGCACCAGGAACUUAACCCCUACGCUUUAUCCUUCUGGGAUAUUGCCAGAUCUGGGGAACCCAACUCGUCUAGUCUUUAUCGGCUGAUUCAAUAUGAAUGCUCCUACUAUAUGAGCUUAAACAGAUGCAUCUGGAUAUACAAGAGGAACUGCCCAUUGAAGAACGAGCAGCAAUUGAGCUUGUUUAAUAACCUCUCAACAAUGAUGGAUCUCAGUUUACGAUUUCUUCAUGACAUUUACACGGAAUACCAUGGAAUACCAAAGUUGCUGGAGACCUUUGGAAACCUAUCAUUUGUCAAAGAUCUUCCAGGUAACGUUUCUAUUGAUAUUUCUGCAAUUUUGGAGACUCAUCUUGUUCGAAGCUCAGCUCUGUAUGCUUCAUAUCUCACAAACAGAGACGACCAAUACUGGCUAUACUGUCUGAUUAAGGAUUCUGCUUCCCGUUGGUUGACUUCUCGAAACAAGAUAUCAAUCGAAAUGGAUGGUUAUGAUGAUUUGAUGGCCUACUUGAGAGAACCAGCUCAACUUGGGAUAAUAUACCAAGAGUAUAUUGAAUCCUUGGAAGAUGAUGAAGUAAGGAACAAACUACUGUCUUAUAUGAGCUCAUUCAAAGCUGAAGAACGAGAAUAUUUCAAAGUUGACGAGAUUAUUGAUGAUGCACUCGAAAUAGAUAGGGUCCUGGGUGAAUUACAACUAGGUGUGAAAAAUACAAUGGCUUGCAUCCAACACCAUUUUGACAACAAUCUAAAAGUUUGUCAGUAUUUUCAGCAUUGCAGCAAAUUGUCAAACACAUCCAAUGUCGAAUCCAAGUACAUUGAUUCAUCAUAUUCUUGUUAUAUGGACAAGCUAAAAUCUCAACAGCAACAAUUUGAAGAAAUAUUUGAAGGAUUCAAAAUGAAUUUACAAAAUCCGAUUGACCAAUUCUUGGCCAUCUCCAACCAUUUCAAGAUUUGGAUUGAAAAGUAUUUGAAGUAUAGCAAGAAGCAGUUCAAGUAUUGGGAUCAUCUUUUAGAAUCAAGAGAUAGGUUGAAGGGCUUGGAACCAUUUCUGGAGCUUAGCAGAAUGCUUGUUUCCUGCAUCCCGGAAUUGUAUGUCCAGCUCAUUACUGAUUUUCUUAGAUUGACCACCGCUGGCUCAAAAGUUUACACAUACAAACAAUUGCUCAGUCUCUUUGAGGCACAUACUAGACUGAACAAACAAGCAAUACUCAAAUCAGAUUCGAAGCUUAUUCAAUUUUCAAUAGGAGAAAUGAGCACUACAAUGGUUUUACCUUCAAAACACAUGUGGGACAGGCAAGCCAGCCUGAAACAAUAG
This is a messenger RNA of Komagataella phaffii GS115, 1359 nucleotides long. RefSeq lists its product as hypothetical. The record is from RefSeq and is a predicted model, not a curated record. Bases 1 to 1359 code for a protein of 452 amino acids. The transcript has a single exon. Lineage: Eukaryota; Fungi; Ascomycota; Pichiomycetes; Pichiales; Pichiaceae.